AUGGCGGACGCAACACUUCAAUCAUGGGAGUACCUCGAGACACUCCCAGGGACCCAAUUCUACCGUCUCUACAGGAGUCCAGCCUCUGCUCUGGCGAUAUUUCGAAAGCGACUGUCUGCACUGGCGAAAUCCUUUGUCUUGAUGCUGUUGUACAUGCCCCGGCCUCUGCCAGUCAAACAACUGGAACAGUUUGUCAAGGACACCAGCCGGGGUGAACGCGAGCACGCUUUGGAUUUACUUCACCGUUACCACAUAUUUCGAGAUGUCACUCUCAACUCGACAAAGGCAUAUGCGUUGACUCCGGACUUUGCUAAAUCUCUUCGUCGCGCUUUGACGGGAGCAGGAGAUACCCGGUCUUUCGGACAGGUCGCGCGAGUUCCAGAGGGUCGCAAAGUCACGAUAUCGCAACUAGACGAGUAUUCUCGCCAGCGAUGGGAAGGUAUAUUGGGUUACAUGGUUGGAUCUUCUUCCAUACCUCUCGAGACGGCAAAUGAGCAGCCAGCGAUUGAACCGGCGCCAGGAGUCAUUGAGCUUCUGAAGGCUGGUCAUCUCAUCGAGGUCAGCGGGGCGUACAGCCAUGGCCAAAGAGCCAGGAUCACGAAGGAAGGCUUUGCGUUUGUCCUGCAAGAUAUCAAUACCCAGGUAUGGGCAUUGCUUUUUCUCUACGUGGAUAACGCCGAGGUCUUUGACAUGGACAAAGUCGAUGUCCUGUCGUUUCUUUUUCUUGUCUCGUCCCUAGAGUUAGGGCUGGCAUACUCGACCUCUACUCUGGAUGAAACCCAACGGCGCUGCCUGUCGGACCUGGUUUCUCUUGGACUCGUCUACCAACCUCUGUCAGACGACGGCAUUAACCCUGCCAACUACUUCUACCCCACGCGUCUAGCAACCACCCUAACGUCCGACUCGGCCUCGGCUCUGUCGACAACCAACCUGACCAUCGGUACGUCUCUCUCACAGAAAUACUCCUCCUCAUCAGGCACCACCACACCUUCCGGUACCGUCACACAAAAGGGCUUUAUCAUUGUCGAGACCAACUACCGCGUCUAUGCCUACACCUCGUCUCCCUUGCAGAUCGCCCUUCUCUCACUAUUCGUCAACCUGCGUUCCCGCCACCCCAAUCUCGUGACAGGGAAAAUGAGCAAGGCUUCGGUCCAACGAGCCGUCCAGGCCGGCAUCACAGCUGAUCAGAUCAUUUCGUAUCUUACGACCCAUGCGCACCCCCAAAUGCGAAGGCACGCGCAGGCAGAGCAAGCAGCCCUGCUGGCGAGGGCCACCACCACCGAGUCGCAGGUACAGAGAACGGUGCCGAUCCUGCCUGCGACGAUAUUAGAUCAGAUCCACCUGUGGCAGCUGGAAAGAGACCGCAUGACAACCACCCCUGGGUUCCUCUUCCGGGAUUUCUCCACGCGGGCAGAAUACGAAGCCAAUUGUCGGUACGCGGACGAGACUGGUGUGCUGGUGUGGAAGGACGACGCGAAGCGGCUGUUCUUUGUGACGCGGCUCGAGGGCGUGCGGGCGUUUAUGGCGGAGAGGAGAGCGACUGGUUCGGGUGGUGGAACACAAGGCUGA
Messenger RNA from Fonsecaea nubica, 1569 nucleotides. RefSeq lists its product as hypothetical. Gene Ontology annotation, cellular component: transcription factor TFIIH holo complex; transcription factor TFIIH core complex. The record is from RefSeq and is a predicted model, not a curated record. Gene Ontology annotation, molecular function: double-stranded DNA binding; ATPase activator activity. The transcript has a single exon. Lineage: Eukaryota; Fungi; Ascomycota; Eurotiomycetes; Chaetothyriales; Herpotrichiellaceae. Gene Ontology annotation, biological process: nucleotide-excision repair. Bases 1 to 1569 code for a protein of 522 amino acids.